GUAAUUUGUGAAUAAUAAGAAAAAACAUUAAAACACUGUGAAAUUAUAGAAAAUAAAGCAAUACGGAUCCAGCUUGGUAGUGUACAUACUUGUGCGCGCAAAAUUUAAAAGAAGCUCUGCAAUAUGGAUACUGAAGCGCAAACACCAAAUUACACGCUUAAAUAUACGCUUGCUGGCCAUACCGAAGCCGUGUCAGCACUUAAGUUUAGUCCCAAUGGAGAGUGGUUGGCUAGUUCAUCUGCUGAUGAACUUAUUAAAAUCUGGGGUGGUUAUGAUGGAAAAUUUGAAAAGUCUCUUUUCGGUCAUAUGGACGGUAUAAACGAUUUGGUCUGGUCGGCUGACUCUAAUUUGAUUGUAAGUGCUAGCAAUGAUGAAUCGUUAAAAAUCUGGAAAUUAAGCACUGGUAAAUGUUUGAAAACAUUGCUUGGCCACGAUGGCGUCGUUUUCUGCUGCAGUGUCAAUCCUCAAAGCAAUAUAAUUGUAUCUGGUGGCUUUGAUCAAUACAUACGUACAUGGGAUGUGCGCACUGGUAAUCCUUUAAUUGCCCAACUCGCUCAUUCAGAGACAAUAUCUGCUGUUGAUUUCAAUCGUGAUGGUUCAAUGAUUAUUAGCUCAAGUUACGACGGACAUUGCCGUGUCUGGGAUACAAUAAGUGGGCUGUGUUUAAAAACAUUUAUUGUAGAUGACGAAGGCGUUGAAUAUCCUUUGAGUUAUGCCAAAUUUUCUCCAAAUGGAAAAUAUGUUUUGGUUGCUAGCUUGAACAGCACUCUGAAAUUGUGGGACUACAAGCAUGGUAAAUGCUUAAGGACAUUUACUGGACACAAAAAUGAGAGAUUCUGCAUUACUGCUGAAUUCUCAGUUACAGGUGGCAAGUGGGUAGUAUCUGGUAGUGAAGAUAAAUUAAUUUAUAUCUGGGAUAUACAAACUAAACAAAUUGUACAGAAGCUAGAUGGUCACGAUGAUGUUGUACUAUGCACUGCUUGUCAUCCCAUCGCAAAUAUUAUUGCUUCCGCAUCCUUAAGUAAUGACAAAACUAUUAAAAUAUGGAAAAGUGAUAUAUAGUUUCACUUUUUUUGGGUUUAUUUUACGUUGAAGAUCUCAUUUUUCUUUACAUUAAUAAUAAUU
This is a messenger RNA of Teleopsis dalmanni, 1125 nucleotides long. RefSeq names its product WD repeat-containing protein 5-like. NCBI's taxonomy places the organism in Eukaryota, Metazoa, Arthropoda, Insecta, Diptera, Diopsidae. Gene Ontology annotation, cellular component: Set1C/COMPASS complex. The transcript is spliced from 4 exons. The coding region runs from base 124 to 1062 and encodes 312 amino acids. The record is from RefSeq and is a predicted model, not a curated record. Gene Ontology annotation, molecular function: histone binding.